Molecule: messenger RNA, 2463 nt
Organism: Chanos chanos (milkfish)
Lineage: Eukaryota; Metazoa; Chordata; Actinopteri; Gonorynchiformes; Chanidae
Gene: txlnba
Product: taxilin beta a
Exons: 9
Coding region: 1-2463 (820 amino acids)
Molecular function (GO): syntaxin binding
Source: RefSeq, a predicted model, not a curated record
AUGGAAAACAGUGGGCAGACAUCUGAGGAGAGGAGCACAGGAGGACAGGAGCAGGGUGUGCAGGAGAAUGGGAUUAAUGGGGAGGAGGUGGAUCCCAUGGAGGAGUUCAGUAGACAACUGGAGGAGAUCAUCCAAACAUACGGCUCAGCCUCCACUCUGAUGGAGCAGCAGAUCUCUGCCCUCGAGAUGGACGAGGAGGCGAAAGCGGCAGAGGAGGCCAGUGGUGAGAAAGUGGAUGAAGACACGAGCACCAAAGACUCCAGCGACAGCGUCAGUGCAGGCAAGGAUCAGAAAGCAGAGAAGAAAUUACUCAAAGGCUUAGGUAAGGAGGCCACACUGCUGAUGCAGAACCUGAGUAAGCUCAGCUCAGCAGAGGAGAAGCUGGAAACGAUGCUGAAGAAGUAUGCAGAAUUGCUGGAGGAGCAGAGAGGAGAGCAGAGGCAGCGGAAGCUUCUGGAGAAGAGACAUAACCUCCUGGUAAAGCAGAAGGACCAACUUCAGUUUGAACACAGCCGUGCCAUCUUGGCCCGCGGCAAACUGGAAGGUCUGUGCCGUGCUCUUCAGAGACACAACAGAACCCUGAAGGAGGAGACACUCCAGAGGUGUCGUGAGGAAGAGGAGAAGCGGAGAGAGAUCACCAGUCACUUCCAGACCACUCUGGUGGACAUCCAGGCUCAGAUUGAGCAACACAGCAACCGAAACAACAAACUGUGUAAGGAGAACAGCGAACUAGCUGACAAGCUCAAAACCAUCAUCGAGCAGUACGAGAAGAGAGAGGAGAGUUUGGAGAAGAUUUUCAAACAGCGUGACCUGCAGCAGAAGCUGUCUGAUGCCAAACUGGAGCAGGCACAAAUGCUGCUGAGAGAGGCAGAGGAGAAACACAAACGAGAGAAGGAAUACUUGCUUAAAGAGGCUAUUGAGAAAACAAAGAAAUGCUUCAAAAUGAAGGAGCAGGAAUUGGAGAUGAAGAAACAGCUUGUAUUAUACUCUCAGAAGUUCGAUGAGUUCCAGGCCACACUGGCCAAGAGCAAUGAAGUCUACAUCACUUUCAAGCAGGAGAUGGAUAAGAUGACAAAGAAGAUGAUGAAACUAGAGAAGGAGUCCAACACAUGGAAAAUACGAUUCGAAAACAGCAACAAAGCUCUGCUAGAGAUGAUUGAAGAGAGGUCAGAGAAGGCCAAGGAAUUUGAGCUCUUUGUGUUGAAGGUGGACAAGCUAGAGACAUUGUGUCGAGCCCUGCAGGAAGAGAGGAAAGGCCUGUACGUGAAAAUCAAGGAGGUCCGUAACGCUAAUGAAGCCGCCUCGGCAGCAGCGACGGAAAUGCCCAAAGUGGAAGAGCUGCCAGGUCUGACCAACGACCCGGAUGUGAAGAUAGUGUUGACAGCGGAGAUGGAGAAGCUGAAGGCAGAGCAGAUCCGUCUGCAGGAGUUUGCCUCCUCGUUGAUGGCCUCCAUCAGAGAUGGUGUGAAUGACUCUGACAGUGAGGAGGAAACAGCUGCAUCAUCUGAGAGCCAGACAUCACAGACAGCUCCUCCUGUUAGCGCUGCUCACCAAUCUCUCCAACACAAAGCCAAGCCUACCACACAAGAGCCAAGCAAAUUAGUUCCCAUUAAAGAAGAGCCCAGUCUCUUGGAAGAAACCAAACCAGAGAUUCACGUCCCAGAUGUAGCCAGUGUAGAGUCUGGUAAGAAACAGCCAUCAGUUCCUGAGCCAAGCCAACCUGAUCCAAAGAAGCAAGACCCAGCUAGUGAACUAACCUCUGAGCAAGAAGAAGCCAAGCAAAAAUCAACCCAACUGCCCAAAGAGGAACCAACCAAACAAGAAACAACCAAUCAGGAACCAAAUAAACAAAAAUCAAACAGUCAGAAAGCAGCUAAACAAGAAUCAUCCAAUCAGAAAGCAACUAUCCAAGAAACAAUCAAACAGGAACCAACUAAACAAGAAUCAACAAAUCAGAAACCAACUGAGCAAGAAACAUCCAUUCAAGUACCAUCUAAACAGGAAUCAACCAAUCAGGAACCAACUAAAGAAAAAUCUAAUCAUCAGAAAGCUACUAAACCAGACCCAGCCAAUCAGAAAGCAACUAAACAAGAGACAUCAACUCAGGAGCCAAAUAAACAAGAAUCAACCAAUGAGAAACCAACUGAACCAGAGCCCCAAAAAGUAGAGGUUGCCCAGCAAGAUGUGGUGAAACCAGAGGCUUCUAAGUCCACGCUAGACCAGCCAGAACCACCUCAACCUCAACCCACUCUAUCAGAACAAAAGGCAGCAAAACCAGAGGAAUCUACCAGCUCUGAUUUGGGAGAAACACAAGGGGCAGCCCCAGCUGGGGCUAAAGCCAAGGCAAAGCCACAAAGCUCCAAACCACAAGAUGCCAAGCCAAAGGCAGCAAAGUCUCAGCCUAAAAAACAAGGCUCCUCUAAGAAGAAAGGUGCACCUAAGAAUUCAAAGAAACCAAGCUAA